Diospyros lotus (date-plum) is the source of this 838-nucleotide messenger RNA. Its product is annotated as protein BUNDLE SHEATH DEFECTIVE 2, chloroplastic. Bases 181 to 576 code for a protein of 131 amino acids. Gene Ontology annotation, cellular component: chloroplast stroma; protein folding chaperone complex. Gene Ontology annotation, molecular function: protein folding chaperone. The transcript has 5 exons. The record is from RefSeq and is a predicted model, not a curated record. Lineage: Eukaryota; Viridiplantae; Streptophyta; Magnoliopsida; Ericales; Ebenaceae.
UUCGGAUUUAUUGCUCCCAGCAGCACAGCAGCUGAAUAAACGUCUCCUUUAUACGGAGAGCCCAACAGCAGACGGUAGUCACUGCUCAAGACUUUCCUCUUCUUGAGCUCUUUCCCAAACCCCAAAUUGUUUUUCAAUUCAGUUCUUAACCCAGAAAGAAACCUUAAGUUCCUCCUAGAAAUGGCCAACUCACUGUGUUUCACUCCUCUCUCUCCCAUCAUGCCACCCAAAAAAACAGGGUUUAUUAUUGCCAAUUCUACUGCUAGGAAUGUUCUUUGGGUCAGUGAUACGACUCAGAACUGUAAAAGGGCUAGACUUCUGUCAUUUGAGGCUAAGGCUACUGAUAGAAACCAAGGCACCAAACCAAAUAGCAUAGUUUGUGCCAAAUGUGAUGGAAAUGGUGCUAUUCAGUGUUCACAAUGUAAAGGUAGUGGAGUUAACUCUGUAGAUCACUUCAAUGGACAGUUCAAAGCUGGUGGACUGUGUUGGCUGUGCAGAGGAAAAAGGGAUAUUUUGUGCGGGGACUGCAAUGGAGCUGGCUUUAUUGGUGGAUUCUUGAGCACAUUUGAUGAUUAGAAGUUCAUAGGAUUUGGAUCUUCAGGCUGUUGUACUGCACUCAAGACAAUUUCUCUCUCUCUCUCUCUCUCGAUUUUUAAGCUUUAAUGGCAAUCCCAUCCCUUUUGUGUAGCGUCCCAUGGAAACUAGGUAGUUUUCGUGAGUUGCAGAGAUUCAAAUUAAGAAAAAGGAAGAGAAAAAGAAUGUCCAAUCCAUAUCUUGUAUCACAAUAUUGUAUUAAUGGUUGCACUUCCACUAUCUAUUACUUUGUUCAUUUUAGCUC